Messenger RNA from Amphibalanus amphitrite, 2485 nucleotides. It is a transcript of the gene rl, whose product is annotated as mitogen-activated protein kinase 1-like. Gene Ontology annotation, cellular component: nucleus; cytoplasm. The record is from RefSeq and is a predicted model, not a curated record. The coding region runs from base 156 to 1274 and encodes 372 amino acids. Lineage: Eukaryota; Metazoa; Arthropoda; Thecostraca; Balanomorpha; Balanidae. The transcript has 9 exons. Gene Ontology annotation, biological process: intracellular signal transduction; protein phosphorylation. Gene Ontology annotation, molecular function: MAP kinase activity; ATP binding.
UUUUGCAAAUGUCCUUGAAUCAUUGGGAAUAUGGAAGCAUUCAUGAAACGAGCUAGCAAGCAAGCUUGGCCCAAGAUUCUUUCAACCUUGACCGCUGCUGGCCGUUUACGUUUGUCAGCUGGCUGCCAGUCGAGGCUGGCAACGGAGCGGGAAAGAUGUCUGUGCCCGGUGGAGCGCAGAAUGAUGAGACCCGGCCGGGGACUGAGGUUGUGAAGGGUCAGGUGUUCGACGUUGGGCCAAGAUAUACGAAUUUGUCCUAUAUUGGAGAAGGUGCCUAUGGAAUGGUUGUGUCGGCGACGGACAAUCACACCAAAACCAAAGUGGCCAUUAAGAAGAUAUCGCCCUUCGAGCAUCAGACAUACUGUCAACGUACGUUGCGCGAGAUCAAAAUAUUGACGCGCUUCAAGCAUGAGAACGUGAUCGACAUCAGAGACAUUAUCCGGACACCGACCAUAGAGAACAUGAAAGAUGUGUACAUCGUGCAGUGUCUCAUGGAGACCGACCUCUACAAACUGCUCAAGACGCAGAAACUGAGUAACGACCACAUCUGCUACUUCCUGUACCAGAUCCUACGGGGUCUCAAGUACAUACACUCUGCGAACGUGCUUCACAGGGAUCUGAAGCCGAGUAACCUGCUCCUCAACACCACGUGUGACCUGAAGAUCUGCGACUUUGGUCUGGCGCGGGUGGCCGACCCGGACCACGACCACACGGGUUUUCUGACCGAGUACGUGGCCACGCGCUGGUACCGGGCGCCAGAGAUCAUGCUCAACUCAAAGGGCUACACCAAGUCGAUCGACAUCUGGUCGGUGGGCUGCAUCCUCUGUGAGAUGCUGAGCAACCGGCCCAUCUUCCCGGGUCGCCACUACCUGGACCAGCUGAAUCACAUCCUAUCCGUGCUGGGCAGCCCGUCCCAGGACGACCUUCAGUGCAUCAUCAACGAAAAGGCCCGCAACUACCUGCAGUCGCUGCCGUACAAGCCCAAGAUCCCGUGGACGACUCUGUACCCGGAGGCGGACGCGCGGGCGCUGGACCUGCUGGACCGCAUGCUGACGUUCAACCCGCACAAGCGGAUCACUGUGGAGGACGCCCUGAGUCACCCCUACCUGGAGCAGUACUACGACCCGGCCGACGAGCCGGUCGCAGAGGAGCCGUUCACUUUUGAGACAGAGCUGGACGACCUGCCGAAGGAGGAGCUCAAAGAGCUCAUAUUCCAGGAGACAGAGAAGUUCAAAACGGGCGCACCGCCGGCGGCCGCGCCGGCAGCCAUGUAGGCGACAUCCGGGUGCACGGGGAGAUGAGUCGCCGACCGAGCAGCGCGGCGCGCCCGUGACGGUGACGACGCACCGGGCCGGCACAGGGGGCGCUCCUGGCGCCGGCGGCCCGCCGCGCGGCCCGCACCGUGCCAAGGAGAUUGAGAGCGAGCGCUGAUGGCCGGCGCACGCUCAGUACAAAGGAGGACCGAGGCGCUGGCAGAGAUCAGCGCAGGCCACACCUGACGCGGACAGGGCGAGAGAGAGAAUGCGAGAGAAAGGUAGUGAGAGGGCGAGAGAGAGAGUGGUGCGCAGCGCGGGCGCGCCGGGCCGUAGUCAGUGAGAUGAGCGCGGUGGGGGCCGUAAUGACGCAAUCGAUGUUUUUACUGGUUACUAUUUGAAGCCUUUUGUCGAUGUGAGGUGUGCCGGUCGCGGGCCGAGCGUGCCGCCCGCUGCAUUCCACGCCGUCAGCGUCCCGCGGCGGCCGACCUACGGCGCCGCUCCGCCGCUGCCGCGCGCGCUUCUGGCCGCCGCCGCCGCUGCGCCGAUUUAGCCGGUGUGAAUCGUGCCGCUAUGCGUGUGAUGAUGUGGCCUGAUCAGUCAGUCUGUCGCUGGUGCACCGCUGGACGUUACUGUCCCGCCGCGCGCGGCCAGCCCGGCGGGUGAGACCGCCGCGUCUCCUCAGCUCCUCCUCGCGGUCUGAGGAGGGCUCUACCACCCCGGCCCACCCCACGGUCCCCCGUCCCCCGGUAACCCUGCAACUCCGCAGCCGCUGCUUUUUGGUGGGCCGCUCGCGGGUUCACUCCCUGAUCACUAGUGAGCCUCCCUACUUGGGAUUGAUGAAUUUCUUUGUCGAGGAAUCUAUGAAUCGUCCCCGGUCGAAUGAACUAGUGAACUUUGUGUGGAGCGGCGAACUAGCCUGCGUGGGGCCGUUGGAUCUACUAUCAUGGGAGCUAGUGAUCAUCUAUCGAUCGAGGGAUCACUGAGCCUUCCUGUUGGAUAGUUUGGUCACCGGCAACCUCCCUGUCGUAUGGCUGGUGACUGGUAACGGACCGUCCCAGUCCCCCGGCUGGUGCCGUCUCCUCCCCCUCCCCCCUAAACCCUCGCUCGUGACUGUGCUUCCUGUGCGGCGGGACACUCGGUUCAGGGGUGACCACGAUGGGACUCUUGUCAUUGUUACGUGAUAAUCGUAUUUCCUGUCACCAGAAUAAAUGUUUCGAUCAUGUCCCAAA